Messenger RNA from Sparassis crispa, 912 nucleotides. RefSeq names its product Peroxisomal coenzyme A diphosphatase 1, peroxisomal. Bases 1 to 912 code for a protein of 303 amino acids. The record is from RefSeq and is a predicted model, not a curated record. The transcript is spliced from 8 exons. Lineage: Eukaryota; Fungi; Basidiomycota; Agaricomycetes; Polyporales; Sparassidaceae. Gene Ontology annotation, biological process: coenzyme A catabolic process. Gene Ontology annotation, molecular function: acetyl-CoA hydrolase activity; coenzyme A diphosphatase activity.
AUGUUCAAGCUUAAGAGUCGUCGCAGCAAUCUCCUCAAAUUCCAUCGACCAAAGCUUCAGCUGAAUGAAGCCCCCAUUCCGGUGCUCAAGCUAGAGUCUAAACAGUGUAUACAGAACCUCCUAAACUAUCAACCUCCGAAGAUACGGCUGCAAAUACCGAGGUCGCGAUGUGCGGCUGUACUGGUAGCGUUGUUCGUUGGGAGGACGGGCGACUUGUACGUUUUACUCAGUCGUCGUGCGUCGACAUUGAGGACAUACGCGGGUGAUACCUCCUUACCUGGUGGCAAGUGGGACGCCCAAGACCACAGCAUCGAGUGGACAGCUCGGCGUGAGGCAUUCGAGGAGAUAGGUUUACCGAUGGACCGCCAAAAAGUCCCUCUUCUCUGCGUCGUAGAACCAUUCCUCGCCGGCAACCAACUGGUGGUGAUACCGGUGGUUGUCUUGAUCUUGGACAAUACUCUACGACCAAUUCUUAAUGCACCCGAAGUUGCUUCUCUAUUUUCUCACCCGCUCAUUUCGCUCCUGCAUUCGGAGCCACCAUUCUCUACCGAGCCCGAGAUGCUCGAGAUGAAAUAUCAUACGUACGUUGACAUUGCCGCACACGAAGGGCACGUCCGCAUGCACCGCUUCUUGACCGGCAGGGAAGCGGGCGGAACGAAGCCCAUCUUCGGGCUCACUGCCUCGAUAUUGAUCAGGGUAGCCGCGAUUGGCUACGGGCGUGAGCCGGACUUUGAGGUGUUCGCUCCGGAUCAGCCCUCUUGGGAAGAGCGGCUCGCACACGUACUCCGACACCAUCUUGUCUUCCGAGAGGCUGCCCAGCAGGAGGGUAUAGAUCCGGAUAAGACCGCCGGAUCCAAGACGGACGAUGCUCAUCCCGGGGCGAGGAGGGGUCGUGUACGCAGCAAGUUGUGA